This is a messenger RNA of Triticum aestivum (bread wheat), 2652 nucleotides long. RefSeq lists its product as uncharacterized. The coding region runs from base 1 to 2652 and encodes 883 amino acids. The transcript is spliced from 13 exons. NCBI's taxonomy places the organism in Eukaryota, Viridiplantae, Streptophyta, Magnoliopsida, Poales, Poaceae. The record is from RefSeq and is a predicted model, not a curated record.
AUGCAAGUAGUAAGAGAAACAAACAGGGAUGAGGCGAAAAGCGUGCCUCAACAAUCUCUGCAUGUGCAGAUAGAUAGACAAAGCAGUGCAGGUGCAUGUACAUAUUUCAUGUUUGUAGUCAAUGGCGGAUUAACAAAAUAUGUUAUAAUUUGUAUAUCUUCGUAUGCUACAGAGGACAUGGACGCGACAAGCCUCACCAGAACCGCUCUUCGUGAUGACACAGGGUCUCCAGGCAACCACAAAGGAACAAAGGAACCUCACUUAGGAAAUUUCCUUGAAACCCACCCACACCCUGAAGUUCAUGUCUCGGAAGUUGACCAUCUUGACGCGAUUAGUGGAGUGCUCGCAACAAGUGGCAAAUCAGAAGGACCUAACAAUGUAAAUUCAAGAAGCAUCACAACCACAGUGGGGAAUGCAACCAAUUUGCAACGACCCCCUCUUGGUGAUAUCUCUAACGUUGGCAUUCAUUCCAAAUGUGGCUCAGUGGUCUCAGGAAGCACCAAAUCAAGAGGAUCUCGCAAUGUAAAUCCAAAAGACAUCACACCCGCACUGAGGAAUGCAACUAAUUUGCAACGACACUCUCUUGGUGAUAUCUCUAACGUUGACAUGCAUUUCCAAAGGAUCACAGUGGUCGCAACAAGCAGCAAAUCAAAAGGACCUCGCAAUGAGAAUUCAAAAAACAUCACACCCGCACCGGGGAAUGCAACAAAUUUGCAACGACACCCUCUUGGUGAUGUCUCUAAUGUUGACAUGCAUUCCCAAAUGGGUUCAUGCUUGCUCAACAAGCCCAAUGGACCCCGCAUGGAAACACUGUUGCGUGGACAGACAAACACCCACCCACCCCCUCCUGGUCAUGUCCUCAAUGUUGAUCCGCCGACCCAGAUGAGUGGAGUUGUAGAUGAACCAGCCAUCUUAGAUGAUGAUGCUUCAUUACCUACUCCUAUUGCUAUCACAGCUGCUAAUGGUGCAGAACUAGCAGAGAGUUCUACCGAUGGAGAUACAACAGCAAAAUCUAUUGCCAUUAGUGAUAGUAGACAAGCUAAGAGGGCACACCAUAGAGAACGCAAAAGGGCAUACGAUAGAGAGCGCAGAGAGAAAUUGACCAGCGAACAAAGAGAGCAGAUAAAUGCACGGAGGCGAGAAGCUUAUCGCAGGAAAAAGGAGUUGGGACCCAAAUUCCUAGAAGAACAAAAUCGGAAGACACGGGAACAACGCAAGCAAAGACGAGAUAGCUUAACUGCUGAUGAGAGAGCGGAUAUGAGUGCUGAAAGAAAGACAAGAUACAUUGCAAUGCGACGUCCAGAUUUACCUACUACAUCUGCGGCCAAUCAGUCUUUGCACAGUAGUGCAUCACCUGUGUCAACGAACAUGGCAGGACACACCUUCAAAUCUGUUGAUUCGUUGUCCGCCGAAAAUGCGUCAGCAGCUCGUGGCCCCACGUACAUUCGCAACAUCGAAACCCAUGGUGCCUAUUUAAGCAGAACCUUAGGUGAUGGUGCUAUAGAUGGCAACCUCAUAACAAUCAAUGAGCACCUAACAAGUGCCGACCAGCAAACCAGUGAUCCGCUAACAAUAGCGGAUAAUGGAGCUGACGAGCAGAGGCAUGAGUCCAGAGCAAAGCGUAGGACGAGAGAGCGAUCUUGCAAGGGAAGUAUGGCGGCGAAGAAGCAUCAUGAGAAAAUUGGCAAGCGGAAAUCAUGUACGAAGGUGCCACGUGGUGAGAGGAACGCUCUGCUAGAUCGUCGUAAUGAAAGCUUUGCAGGUAGGGUGAAGACCCAAAGCGUCAGGAGUAGCUCCAUACUGGAAAUGAGCUCAACUGGACAACCUACCGUAGUUGAAGCACACGGUGCCUCAACCUCAUCUAGCACGCCGGAGUACACGAUCAGAAGUGAAGACGACAUGGACGCUUACCUUAGUCGUCUCAUGAAUGAUAAUGUCAACCCUGACAACCUAUUUGACGAUGAGUAUUACCUGUUUGCUGGUGAAGGCUCAGAUGCUGAUGACAUGGAGCACGACGAAUUGGAAGAUGACCGUCACAAUACCUAUGUCGACCAUGAUCCAUUGGACUAUGUCUACUCAAACCUCCCAGACCACACACACAUCCUGAAGCACGCCGCGAACUGCGAUCAUUGCAAGGCCAAGAAGUUUGAGUCCGAGGCCCCGGGAUUCUGCUGUCGCAGUGGGCAGAUCGAGCUGAAGCAGCCGGAGCCCAUCCCGGAGCUAAUGAGGCUUUGGUCUAGCAUGGAUGCGGACUCAAGGCAUUUUCGGGAGAACAUAUGGUUCUUUAACGACCACUUCUCCUUCACAACCCUCGGCGUCAGCCUUGAUGAAAGCUACACAAACAUGAAGUCUGGGGUGUACACGUUCCGGGCACACGGCACCAUCUACCACAACGUUCAUUCCUUCGGGCCAACAUCCCGUCCAGAGCAUCUACAGUUGUACUUCUACGAUGACGACCCAGGCCUAACCCAUCGCAAGGCUGCCACCGAGCAAUUAGACCAGGAUGUCGUCAGAAAAUUAGUGGACAUACUCAGGGAAAACCCGUACUCCCAGCAGUUUAGGAGUUUGGGUGCGCACAGGGACAACCUCGACGAUUACAGGAUAGACCUCAACACUGACCAGAGACUAGACCAACCGAGGGCACUGACUUAG